This is a messenger RNA of Miscanthus lutarioriparius, 360 nucleotides long. The record is from the annotation of a GenBank genome assembly. NCBI's taxonomy places the organism in Eukaryota, Viridiplantae, Streptophyta, Magnoliopsida, Poales, Poaceae.
AUGGAGGUGGAGGUGGAGGUGGUCGGCGGCUCUGAAGAAGCCUCGGCGUCGCCGCUCGUCGCGCACCCGUGCUCGCUGCUCCAGCUCCUGCUCCGCGCCUGCGCCGGCUGCCUGGGCCUGCGCGGCUACUGCAGCGACGACGACGACCCGAAGCCGGCUGCCGCCACCGGUACCGACGACGUUGAUGCGCCUGGAGCGGUGGCGGCUGCCGCGAAGUCGCCGCAGGAAGGAGAUCGUCAGGGCGACGGCGACAAGGCGGCUAGCGAGGUGGUCACUCAGGUGUGGGCAGUGACGAGGAGGCCGCCGCCGCCCGGCCGUCCGAGAGAAGGUUCCGGUGGAAAUGGAGGGAACCACCACUAG